UCACACAUGCCUAUGCCGCUCGUUCGACUUGCUCCUUCAAACGAAUUAGUCAUGAUUGAAUUACAAGGAAGUUUAGAAAUUGAUGAUGCAGAUCCAAAAGGCGGACAAGCAUUGGCAAAGAUUGAAUUUCAUCCCGGUAGAGAAGAUCGUCCAACCCUUUUGAUCUCUCAUCAUCGAUUGGAAGGAAAGAUCGUUUCCUUAACGAAACCUAUGGCAGUCUUAGAAAAGAAACAGAGGUCUGCAACAAAUGGUGAAGCUGCACCUCUGAUAUCGCUCAAUGGGGAUCGAGGAGAUGUACCCUCCUCGCCUACGCCUAUUCCUUUGGAUUCAAAUGAUCUGGAUCAGCCUAAUUCACCGACAAUCUCACGAAAGAGAGUGUGUAAUGGAACUGAUGAGGAACGCCAAUGUACUUCGCUCGACAUACCAAGCAGCAGCCCGAUCCCAAUGAAAAGAAUUCAAGGUAGUGAAGUAGACUAUAGCUCACCUUUACCUGCUUCCAAGCGGAGGGCAACAGGAGCCGGUCAGACGGCAACAUAUAUGGAAGUAGUUUGCAUCAUUCGAAAAAAACUUUUGUUUUCCAAACGACCAGAGCCAGUCGUAAGAUUG
Meira miltonrushii is the source of this 606-nucleotide messenger RNA. RefSeq lists its product as uncharacterized. The transcript is spliced from 3 exons. The record is from RefSeq and is a predicted model, not a curated record. The annotation marks the transcript as partial. NCBI's taxonomy places the organism in Eukaryota, Fungi, Basidiomycota, Exobasidiomycetes, Exobasidiales, Brachybasidiaceae.